GAGGAGGACUCGCAUUAACGGACACAUCCACAAAUACAGUUAACUUGAAGAACAACAUAUUUCUUCUUCAGAGGAUUGUUUCUUGCUUUAAACCUCGUGCUUGGACCAUUGUGGAUAAUAUUUUCGUGUUUUACUCGCCAUGGCAUUUGGAUUGCGACGCUACGCACGGUGCGUAAAAUGGCGCUUUGGCUGCGAACGGAGCUGUCAGCUUCUGUUCUUCCUUUUUUGUCUCAACGAUAUUGUCAGUGGUCAUAUCCGCUAUUCAAUCCCAGAGGAGAUGAAGAGGGGCUCUCUUAUCGGCAAUGUAGCCCAGGAUCUUGGUUUGGAUCUGAAAAGGCUUCGCUCUGGUCGGGCCCGUAUCAUAACUGGAGAAAACAACCAGUACACCGAGCUGAAAGCAGACAAAGGGAUUCUGGUCGUGAAUGAGAGAAUAGACCGGGAGCAGCUUUGUGGAGACGUGACACCGUGUAGUUUCAGCUUUGAGAUAAUUUUAGAAAACCCUAUGGAGCUACAUCAGAUUACCGUUGAAAUAACAGACAUAAACGACCAUUCCCCGACGUUUAAAAGAAAUAGCAUCCCGUUUGAAAUCAGUGAAUCGGCAAAUGUUGGCUAUCGGUUUCCUCUGACGAGUGCAGAGGACCCAGACGUGGGUGUUAACGGACUCAGAGAAUACUUUUUGUCCGAGAAUGACAAUUUCAUUUUAAAACAAAGUUCUAAUGCAGAUGGAAAGAAAUACGCGGAGAUGGUUCUUCAGAAGACAUUAGACAGAGAGACAAAUCCUCGUCUGUCUCUAAAGCUAAUAGCUGUAGAUGGAGGAACUCCGCAAAGAUCUGGCACAGUGAAUAUAGAUGUUAUUGUUCUGGAUAUCAAUGAUAAUGCACCUGUUUUCAAUCAAUCUGUGUACAAAGCUACAGUAAUGGAAAAUUCACCGAGUGGUACGUAUGUUACAACUGUUAAUGCUAGUGACGCAGAUUUUGGGUCAAACAGUCUCGUAUCGUAUCAUUUUUCAGACCUCAGCAGUGGUUUUGGCAAUUUGUUCACAAUAGAUGAAAAAACUGGCAUCAUUUCAAUAACUGGUGUAAUUGAUUAUGAAAAAGACAAAAAAUACGAGCUCAGAAUUGAAGGGAGAGAUCAAGGAGGUUUAACGGAUUCAAGUAAAGUGAUAAUUGAAGUAAGUGAUGUGAACGACAACACCCCGACUAUUAGCGUGAUGUCAUUCACUAGUCCUGUGUCAGAGGACUCCCCUCCUGGAACAAUUAUUGGCAUCAUUAACGUAAAAGACCUUGAUUCAGGUGCUAACGGACAAGUUAGUUGUAAAAUAGAACAAAACGCACCUUUUAAGGUCAAAUCUAAUUUGAGAAAUUAUUAUACAUUAGUGACAGACACUGUGUUAAAUCGUGAAAGUGCUUCAGAAUAUAACAUCACUGUUGUUGCGUCAGAUGCAGGAAUUCCUCCUUUCUCAACGAAACGAACUUUUAAUUUGAAGGUCUCUGAUGUGAACGAUAACGCCCCAGUGUUUUCACAAAGUGUUUUCAGUGCAUUUAUCAUAGAGAACAAUUCACCUGGUAUUUCUGUUCUGACGCUCGUUGCGAAGGAUCUCGAUGAAAAUCAAAACGCCCGAAUAUCUUAUAUUCUCGAGGAUACGCAAAUUGGUGGAUCUCCAGUAUCUAAUUAUGUUUCUGUAAAUGCAGAAAGCGGAGUGAUACAUGCUGUGAGGUCUUUUGAUUAUGAGCAAAUUAAAGAACUGGCUUUUGUCGUGAAAGCUCAGGAUGGAGGCUCUCCUCCACAAAGCAGUAACGUGACUGUGAAAAUACUGAUCCAGGACCAGAACGACAACCCCCCUCAGGUUCUGUACCCAGUCCAGACUGGUGGCUCUCUGGUGGCUGAAAUGGUGCCUCGUUCAGCGGAUGUGGGCUAUCUGGUCACUAAAGUGGUGGCUGUUGAUGUGGACUCUGGACAGAAUUCCUGGCUCUCCUAUAAACUGCAGAAAGCCACAGACAGGGCGCUGUUUGAAGUGGGCUCACAGAAUGGAGAAAUAAGAACUAUCCGCCAAGUCACUGAUAAAGAUGCAGUGAAACAAAGACUGAGUGUUAUAGUGGAGGACAACGGGCAGCCCUCUCGUUCAGCUACAGUCGUUGUUAACGUGGCGGUGGCGGACAGCUUCCCGGAAGUGCUGUCGGAGUUCACUGACUUUACGCACGACAAGGAGUACAACGACAACCUGACUUUUUACUUAGUGCUGGCUCUGGCUGUAGUUUCCUUCCUCUUCAUCACGUGUGUAGUGGUUAUUAUCUCAGUGAAAAUCUACAGGUGGAGACAGUCUCGCGUCCUGUAUCACUCCAACCUCCCUGUGAUUCCAUAUUAUCCACCACGUUACUCAGACACUUUGGGGACAGGGACUCUCCAACACGUGUACAAUUACGAGGUGUGCAGGACGACUGACUCCAGAAAGAGUGACUGUAAGUUCGGCAGAGAGGGUAGUCAGAACGUGCUGAUAAUGGACCCCAGUGCUACAGGGACGAUGCAGCGGAUACAGAGUGAAAAUAGCAUCCUGGAUGAACCAGACUCUCCUCUAGAGGUGAGUUAA
This is a messenger RNA of Pleuronectes platessa (European plaice), 2587 nucleotides long. RefSeq names its product protocadherin beta-16-like. NCBI's taxonomy places the organism in Eukaryota, Metazoa, Chordata, Actinopteri, Pleuronectiformes, Pleuronectidae. Gene Ontology annotation, molecular function: calcium ion binding. Gene Ontology annotation, biological process: homophilic cell-cell adhesion. Bases 140 to 2587 code for a protein of 815 amino acids. Gene Ontology annotation, cellular component: plasma membrane. The record is from RefSeq and is a predicted model, not a curated record. The transcript has a single exon.